AUGAAUUUAGAGUUGCUUGAAUCAUUUGGUCAAAACUAUCCAGAGGAGUUUGAUGGUACACUAGACUCAAUAUCCCUAGCAGCUACGUGCGCGUUUAAUCGCCGCGGUACAUUGUUAGCAGUAGGGUGUAAUGACGGCCGGAUAUUUAUUUGGGAUUUCCUGACCCGAGGCAUUGCCAAGUCUAUAUCGGCUCAUGUCUACCCUGUGUGUAGCUUGAGUUGGUCUAGAAAUUGUAAGAAAUUAUUAUCAGCGUCAACGGACCACAAUGUGUGUAUAUGGGAUGUACUAUCAGGUGAAUGUGAACAGCGUUAUAGGUUUCCGACACCAAUACUCAGAGUUCAGUUUGACCCUAGAAAUGACAAACGUUUCCUUGUAUGUCCUAUGAGACAUGCGGCUUUACUAGUUGACACUGAUGGAGAACAUAAAAUACUUCCUAUUGAUGAAGAUGGUGACAUAAAUGUAAUAGCUUCAUUUGAUAGAAGAGGUGAUUAUGUGUAUACGGGCAAUGCCAAAGGCAAGAUUUUAAUUCUGGACUCACAAAAAUUAACCGUCAAAGCUAGUUUCAAAAUUACAGUCGGAACAUCAAGUACCACAGGCAUAAAAAGUAUAGAAUUUGCAAGACGUGGAGAUUGUUUUUUAGUAAACACAUCGGACAGAGUAAUUAGAGUGUAUGACACAAAUACAGUAUUAAAGUCUGGUGUGAAUGGUGAGCCAGAGCCUAUACAAAAACUACAGGAUCUUGUCAACAAGACUACAUGGAAAAAAUGUUGUUUUUCUGGUGAUGGAGAGUACAUAUGUGCGGGGUCUGCGAGACAACACGCUCUUUACAUCUGGGAGAAGUCUAUAGGAAACCUGGUGAAGAUCCUUCACGGGACAAAGGGUGAACUGCUCCUUGAUGUUGUUUGGCAUCCAAUACGGCCUAUUAUAGCUAGUAUUAGUGCAGGCGUAGUAUCCAUCUGGGCCCAAAAUCAAGUGGAGAACUGGUCGGCUUUCGCGCCAGACUUCAAGGAGCUUGAUGAGAACGUGGAAUAUGAGGAGAGAGAGAGUGAAUUCGAUGUGGAAGAUGAGGACCGCUCUGUGGACCUGGCAGCUGACUGUCGCGACCAUGAGGAAGUUGAGGUGGACGUGACGACGUGCGAGCCGGUGGCCGCCUUCUGCAGCUCCGACGAGGAGGGCGAGGACGAGAACAUGCUCUCCUUCCUACCCAUAGCGCCCGAGAUCGAGGACCCGGAGGAUGGGUGGGCGGCAACACAAGAAACCGUGACACCGAGUGCAACACCGGAGAAAUUAGAACCUGUUGUUAAACGAUCGAAGAGCAAAACUUACGAUAUUUCUCUGAAAAUCGCUCCUCCCGAGCAAACAUUGUCGUUUGGCGGUAAAAAUAAACAAACGGCGGGAAGCAAAAAAGUUGCAGGCAGACCUCGUAAAUAAAUUUUUUAAAAAUACA
This is a messenger RNA of Melitaea cinxia (Glanville fritillary), 1447 nucleotides long. RefSeq names its product retinoblastoma-binding protein 5 homolog (gene Rbbp5). The record is from RefSeq and is a predicted model, not a curated record. Gene Ontology annotation, cellular component: Set1C/COMPASS complex. The coding region runs from base 1 to 1431 and encodes 476 amino acids. Gene Ontology annotation, molecular function: protein binding. The transcript is spliced from 11 exons. NCBI's taxonomy places the organism in Eukaryota, Metazoa, Arthropoda, Insecta, Lepidoptera, Nymphalidae.